UCCAAGAUGGCGCCCCCAGGAGCUGGGAGCGGGUGACCGGCGGCGGGGAAGCGGCCUGGGCUGGCCCUCAGAUUGCGGGGUCUCGGGGGCCUGUCGCGGGGCGCCCCCGUGACCCACCGACCAGGCCUUCCCCCGGGCCGGAGCGAUGGCCGCCGAGAACAGCAAGCAGUUCUGGAAGAGGAGUGCCAAGCUGCCGGGGAGCAUUCAGCCCGUGUAUGGAGCCCAGCAUCCUCCUCUGGACCCUCGGCUUACCAAAAACUUCAUCAAAGAACGGUCAAAAGUCAAUUCAGUUCCUCUGAAGAACAAGAAGGCCUCUAGUUUCCAUGAAUUUGCCCGGAAUACCAGUGACGCUUGGGACAUUGGCGAUGACGAGGAAGAGGACUUUUCCUCACCUCCUUUCCAAACUCUGAACUCAAAAGUGGCUCUGGCAACUGCAGCCCAGGUCCUGGAAAACCACAGCAAGCUAAGGGUAAAACCAGAACGGUCCCAGUCGACAACAUCAGACGUCCCUGCCAACUACAAGGUCAUAAAGUCCAGCAGUGACGCCCAACUGUCCCGAAACUCCAGUGACACGUGCCUGAGGAACCCACUCCAUAAACAGCAGUCUCUCCCUCUCCGUCCCAUCAUCCCCCUUGUCGCCCGGAUCUCAGACCAGAAUGCAUCUGGGGCCCCUCCAAUGACAGUCCGGGAGAAAACCCGCCUAGAAAAGUUCCGCCAGCUGCUUUCCAGCCACAACACUGACUUAGAUGAACUGAGGAAGUGGAGCUGGCCAGGCGUUCCCAGGGAAGUCCGACCAGUGACCUGGAGACUCCUGUCGGGCUACCUCCCGGCCAACACCGAGCGGCGGAAGCUCACCCUGCAGCGGAAGCGUGAGGAGUACUUUGGCUUCAUUGAGCAGUACUACGACUCUCGGAAUGAGGAGCACCACCAGGACACCUACCGGCAGAUUCACAUUGACAUUCCAAGGACGAACCCUCUCAUCCCACUGUUCCAGCAGCCGCUUGUCCAGGAGAUCUUUGAAAGAAUUCUCUUUAUCUGGGCCAUCCGACACCCCGCCAGUGGCUAUGUCCAGGGAAUUAAUGACCUGGUCACUCCGUUCUUUGUCGUCUUCCUCUCGGAAUAUGUGGAAGAGGACGUGGAGAACUUCGACGUGACCAACCUGUCUCAGGACAUGCUGCGAAGCAUCGAGGCCGACAGCUUCUGGUGCAUGAGCAAGCUGCUGGAUGGGAUCCAGGAUAAUUACACCUUUGCACAACCAGGGAUCCAGAAGAAGGUCAAGGCCCUGGAAGAGCUUGUCAGCCGGAUCGAUGAGCAGGUCCACAGUCACUUCAGGAGGUACGAGGUGGAGUACCUGCAGUUUGCCUUCCGGUGGAUGAACAACCUGCUGAUGCGGGAGCUCCCUCUACGCUGCACCAUCCGCCUGUGGGACACCUACCAGUCUGAGCCUGAAGGGUUCUCGCACUUCCAUCUCUAUGUAUGCGCAGCCUUCUUGAUCAAGUGGAGGAAGGAGAUUUUGGAUGAGGAAGACUUUCAGGGCCUCCUCAUGCUGCUGCAGAACCUGCCGACGAUCCACUGGGGCAAUGAGGAGAUCGGGCUGCUGCUGGCCGAGGCCUACAGACUCAAGUACAUGUUCGCAGAUGCCCCCAACCACUACCGACGAUAGGUGCUGUCUCCCUGGGGACCCAGACCCCCCCAUCUCUGAUGGCGAUUUCAUCACUGUGGCCACUGUGCAAGCCAUGGGCCCCAGCCAGGAACCACUCCUGCUGUACAAAGCUCGCCUUCCACCACCGCUGCCACCACCGCCACCCAGGUCUUAACUUCACAGCAUCCGCCACUUUGUGUCUCUGGAUGUGUGUCUGGGACCACUGUCAGUAUUCUGUGCCGUGUGUAUGGACCGGGCUCUGGGAGGGGGCAGAGGAGGCAACCGUUGUUUUUCUCUCCGGAAGACACUGGACAAAAGAA
This is a messenger RNA of Acomys russatus (golden spiny mouse), 1962 nucleotides long. It is a transcript of the gene Tbc1d22b, whose product is annotated as TBC1 domain family member 22B. Gene Ontology annotation, molecular function: GTPase activator activity. Lineage: Eukaryota; Metazoa; Chordata; Mammalia; Rodentia; Muridae. Gene Ontology annotation, biological process: activation of GTPase activity. The coding region runs from base 146 to 1663 and encodes 505 amino acids. The record is from RefSeq and is a predicted model, not a curated record. The transcript has 13 exons.